AAAGAGGGAAAAAGGAGGCCCACACCCAGUAGCUAACAAAACAACCUAAUGGUCCUAAAGCUGGAAGAUACAUUCUUGGAAUAACAGAUAGAAGAGAGGGUGACACAGUAACUCUUUCUUCUCUAUUUUCUCUCAUCCAAGUUCCCUAGCCAUUUUUAGGCAUCAAGAAAGAUGUCAACUUCGGAUGAACUCAACUCCUAUCCACAUGUAGCUAUCCUCCCAAGCUCUGGUAUGGGACAUUUGAUGCCCUUUCUUCGACUAGCUGCAACACUAGUUCAACAUCACUGCCGUGUCACUUUAAUUACGAUCUACCCGACUGUCUCAGUUGCAGAGUCUAAAGUUAUAUCUCGUCUCUUCUCUGCUUUUCCUCAGAUAACUGAAAAGCAGUUUCAUCUCCUUCCUUUUGAUCCCACUUCAGCCACUUCUGUUGACCCUUUUUAUCUCCAGUGGGAAGCCAUUCGUCGUUCAUCUCACCUUCUCACUGCUCUCCUCUCAUCAAUAUCCCCUCCUCUCUCUGCCCUUGUCUUGGAUGUUACCUUGACUUCCUCUGUUCUUCCAGUUACCACAAACAUAGGUCUACCUAAUUACAUCAUGUUCACAUCAUCGGCGAGAAUGUGUUCUUUCUGCGAGUCUUUUCCCCCUUAUGUUGCAUCGAAAACCAGUUCUGGUUCUGUUCAAUUCGAUGACGUUUUUGAAAUUCCAGGCCUUUCUCCAAUUCCCAUUUCAUCAAUCCCUCCGGCAUUACUAAAUUUAAAUAAUCUCUUUAGUACUACGUUCAUACAAAACGGUCAGAGCUUCGCCAAAUCAAGUGGGAUUAUAAUUAACUCAUUUGAAGCACUAGAAGCCGACAUUCUACAUGGGGUUAAUGGCAAAAGAGCUGCAGAUGGGCUUCCACCCUUCUAUGGCAUCGGACCACUUUUGCCAUGCGAAUUUGAGAAAAUAGAGUGCAGUGCGCCUGUGAAGUGGCUUGAUGACCAACCAGAGGGGUCGGUCGUGUAUGUUAGUUUUGGCAGUAGGUCCGCCUUGUCAAGUGAACAAAUAAAGGAGCUUGGAGAUGGCUUAGUAAGGAGUGGGUGUAGAUUUAUUUGGGUGGUGAAAUGUAAGAAAGUCGACAAGGAGGAUGACGAAAGUUUGGAUAAUUUGCUGGGUCAUGAGCUCAUGGAGAGGAUUAAGAAUCAUGGGUUGGUGACAAAGGAGUGGGUAAAUCAACAAGAGAUACUGGGUCACAGGGGUGUUGGCGGGUUUGUUACUCAUGGUGGAUGGAACUCAUUGGUGGAGGCUGCGUGGGACGGAGUACCAAUGUUAGUAUGGCCACAAGCUGGGGAUCAGAAGAUCAAUGCAGAGGUAAUUGAGAGAAGUGGGUUGGGAAUGUGGGUCAAGAGGUGGGGCUGGGGUACAGAGCAGUUGGUGAAAGGAGAGGAUAUCGGAGAAAGAAUUAAAGAUUUGAUGGGGAACGACCAGUGGAGAGUGGGAGCUAAAAAUAUUAGAGAAGAAGCAAGAAAAGCUGUUGGAUUUGGUGGCAGUUCUGAGAGGAUGUUGGAGGAGCUUAUGGAGGAAUGGAAGAAGAAUAGUAGCAUAAUAUGAUGGUUGAUGACUCCAUGGUUUGGCACCUAGGCUAGCAGUAGCAGCCCACUUUAUCACUAAUUUGUUGUUCUUCUCUGUUGUUAAUUAAGUAAUGUUGAG
This is a messenger RNA of Pistacia vera, 1683 nucleotides long. Its product is annotated as UDP-glycosyltransferase 13-like. The transcript has a single exon. Bases 172 to 1584 code for a protein of 470 amino acids. Lineage: Eukaryota; Viridiplantae; Streptophyta; Magnoliopsida; Sapindales; Anacardiaceae. Gene Ontology annotation, molecular function: UDP-glycosyltransferase activity. The record is from RefSeq and is a predicted model, not a curated record.